Molecule: messenger RNA, 3448 nt
Organism: Globicephala melas (long-finned pilot whale)
Lineage: Eukaryota; Metazoa; Chordata; Mammalia; Artiodactyla; Delphinidae
Gene: CCDC69
Product: coiled-coil domain containing 69
Cellular component (GO): cytoplasm; nucleus
Molecular function (GO): microtubule binding
Source: RefSeq, a predicted model, not a curated record
CUGAAAACAAUAGGAAUUUACAGAGGGAUCAUUCUGGGAUUGCUAUUAGGAAGAUCUUAACAAUCAUAGUGAAGUUACAACAGAUGGAACUACCUGAAGAAGAGAUGGGCUGCCUGGACCCUGUUGCGGAAGCUACAAAAGGACUCCUGCACCCAGAGAGAAGCUGGAUGGGGAGACCUAGGUGCCAAGGACCAGAUCAGCCUCCCAAACCAGAGCUGCAGGAACUGGGUCCCCUCAAUGGUGACACAGCCACAACUGUCCAUCUCUGUACAUCUGAGGAGGCUGGGCAGCACCAGAAGGCUCUCACCAGAAUUCUCCAGCAACACGAAGAGGACAAGAAGAAAUGGGCACAGAAGGUGGAGAAGGAGAGGGAACUAGAGCUUGGAGAGAAACUGAAUGAACAGCGAAGAGUCCUGGAGGGAGAGCACGCGGAGGCCCUGAGAGUCCUCCAGGCCUCCCAUGAGCAGGAUAAAGAAGCCCUUACCCGCUCCUUCCAGGAGGCCAAGGCAGCCCUGCAGGAGACCACGGACAGACUGACCGCACAGCUGGAGGCCUUCCAGGCCAAGGUGAAGAGGGUAGAGGAGUCCAUCCUAAGCCAGGACUACAAGAAGCACAUCCAGGAGUACGGGAGCCCCAGCCAGUUCUGGGAGCAGGAGCUGGAGAGCUUACACUUUGUCAUCGAGAUGAAGAACGAGCGAAUCCACGAGCUAGACAAGCGGCUCAUCCUCAUGGAGACAGUGAAAGAAAAAAACCUGCUGUUGGAGGAGAAAAUCACCACCCUGCAGCAGGAGAACGAGGACCUCCAUGCCCGAGGCCGCAACCAGAUGGCUGUGUCCAGGCAGCUCUCUGAGGACCUGCUUCUCGCCCGAGAGGCCCUGGAGAAGGAGUCGCAGUUGCGCCGGCAGCUCCAGCAGGAGAAGGAGCAGCUGCUGUACCGGGUCCUCGGGGCCGACGCCUCCCCCGCCUUCCCGCUGGCCUCUCUCACCCCCACUGAGGUCUCCUACCUCGCCACAUAGCGCCUGGACCGCCGGGAUGCUGUGGUCACAGCUUUCUCUCGAGGACUUGGCAGAGAAAACAGCAGGGGCCUCUUGUCCCUAGGAGGGGACAAGGGUGAGAGUGAGAUGGGGAGCCAGGAUGUGCAGCCAGUCAGCCCUGGGGGCUUGGGCCACGUACACUCACCCUCGGGGCUUCGGAGGCCCCUCAAGUUGGCGCAGCGGACAAGGAAGAAGAGCCCUUUCCUCCCUCCCCUUCUGUCUGUUCAGAUCGGGGGGUUCUGAGGCUUUCCCCAGGGGCAGCCAUGCCAUAUUGGUCAUCUGACCAAGAGGAGACAACCCACUGGUCCUCACUUCCCGCAGCCAUCCCCCCAAGCCCCACUCCCACCCCGGUCUUUUCUCAGCCGCAGAACCGGUUGGGGGAACUGAACAGAAGGCCCUAGUGUCCCAUUCUAGGCUUGUCUGAAGUUUAGACUAGGGGCUGGGGGGCAGGGGAGGACAGGGGCCACAUGCUGUGAAUCAAACUGGGGCGGGUGAGUGGCUGGGAGGGGGGCACUGGAGGCCCUGCCGACUGGGCAGUGAAUCGGGCAUGGCACCGGUCCCAGGCCCAGAAUCCGGUCAGUCUAGGGGUUACCGGCAGAGCUGCUGCUCCUGGACCGGGCAAGGCUCACUGCCCUGCACUCCCGGUCCCUCGGCCUCAGUGCCAUCAGGACACGGGGGCCACCUAGUGGAUCUAAGUACCCUCGACAGCCAGAGCUGGUACCUCAUCCCUGUACUGAUGAGGAAACCAAGGCGGGGAGUGGGACCCGCAGAGCCAGGACUAGGGCCUCACCUGUCAUCCAGGUUUCACCUUAUCAUACUUUUUCUUCCUCCCCAGGCUCUGGGAGGUCACGUCUGAGACUUGGUCUUUCUCCUCCUUGCUCUGACUGCCCCCCACCCUUACCAGUGCUCUCUUUCAUUCCUGCUCUCCACUUAAUUCCUUCUACCACCCCUGACCCCAGGCCCACGGAUCCUGGCCCUCAGCCUUCCCGUCAGUGCAAAGGGGUGGCUCAAAUAACUAACCCCAGCAGGCCUGUCCAAUCCUGACUGUGGAUUCAAGAUUCUUCUCAGGAAGUGUUGGGUCAUCUGGAACCAAUAACAAUCCCACCCCUGUUAUAAGCAUUUUAAUUAAAUGCUUUCAUACACACCUCUCUCCUUGAUUUGCAGAAGAUCCUCAAAGCAGGUUCUUACCCAGCUUUAGCAGAGAGCAAACUGAGAUCACAGGAGCCAAUGGGCCAUGCCUGGGGUCCCCCAGCCCCCCGGACCAUCACGUAGGAAAAGUCAACUCACAGGAACUGAGGUUUCCUCUGUCAUCCCAGACUGCCUUCUUCAUUCCCCCAGAUGUGGGCUUCAUCCAUUUCUAGUUCUAGGGGUUCAGAUGUGACUCUGUUUCUUCAGCCCUGGGCAAACAGGUUUUCCAGGCGCCUUGGGGACAGCUCUGGAGUGAAACACACACAUACUUCUUCCUAUAACUUUUCCCAAAGCCUGACUAGGAUAGGCUAGUUCAUUGGACGUUAAUGGUCACAACCAAGAAAAGAAUGGGUAGCCAAGUAAUUUGGGAAACUCUAGGUUCACUCAAGUUAAACAGCUCUGCAAACCGCAGGAUUUCUCAGAGCCUUUAAGAUGCUAACAUGCACUGCAAACUCCCAAGGAGGAAGCAAAGCGUCCAGCAUCUCCUAAACAAGUUUCUCCCCCAACCUGAGCACUUCAGGCUGCAGAAUGCACUUUAGAAAACAUCGUUCUAAUUGAGAGAGCUGAGGGCUGGAAAAGGGGCAGGUUGUGGGAAGUGGGGUUUCCCUCAUGCAGCCCGUGGUGGUUGUGAGGAGGUGAACUGAGGUCCUACCCUCACCCUGGGGCAGGCAAGCUAUGGAAACUAAAAAACACGUGAUAGGGCUUCCCUGGUGGCCCAGUGGUUGAGAGUCCGCCUGCCGAUCCAGGGGACACAGGUUCAUGCCCCGGUCCAGGAAGAUCCCACAUGCCACGGACCGGCUGGGCCCUUGAGCCAUGGCCGCUGAGCCUGCGCGUCCGGAGCCUGUGCUCCGCAAUGGGAGAGGCCACGACAGUGAGAGGCCCACGUACCACAAAAAAACAAAAAAAACCACGUGAUACUGCCUUGAUUUGGCCCCUGUUUUUCUGGGAGAGGGUGGAGGUGGGUCCUUACUCAAGGCCUCUGCUAGGGGCAGGGAUCCUUGAGGAGUAAGUCCUGGGGCCUGGGGGGACUCACCAGAAGUUCUGGGCUCCUCCUCAGGUACUGGGGCCCCACGGGCCCUGGCUUUGCUCAGGCUUGGCAUAAAGGCUGGCUGUCAGAAUAGGGUGAGGCCUGGAGUGAGGCCACGAGGCUGAAACAAGAGGUGAAAGCAGUGAUGGGCUGGCAGAGUGUAGGGGGUGAACGUGAAGGUUCUUUCUGCUCUGCAAGG